AUGAAUGAAUGCCUUCGGUUUCUCUCCUUCCGUCAGCUUCUCAGCUCUCACAACGACUUCUUCCACGUGUCCAGCUGCGUCCUUGACUUCUUUAACGAAUCGAAGCACCAGACCGAUAUGCUUCAGACCGACGGCCUGUUUUGGUGUCAAUCUUCUGAAGGACUUGUCAGAAUCGUCGGGUUUAUAGUCGGAUUUCUCGAUGAAGAUCUCACGAUCCACGGAUACGGAAUGCUUGCGUGGAUCAGAUGGAUCGGAUGGGAAGUCUGGAACAUCGGCGGUCGAUGGGAGAUUCAAAUCGUCAAAGUUCUCAAUGGUGAGCUUCAAUCCGUCGAGCACAGCCAUGGUUCUGAAAAUUGGUUCUAA
Molecule: messenger RNA, 363 nt
Organism: Caenorhabditis remanei
Lineage: Eukaryota; Metazoa; Nematoda; Chromadorea; Rhabditida; Rhabditidae
Exons: 1
Coding region: 1-363 (120 amino acids)
Source: RefSeq, a predicted model, not a curated record